This is a messenger RNA of Oreochromis aureus, 4009 nucleotides long. RefSeq names its product ubiquitin specific peptidase 33 (gene usp33). The transcript is spliced from 24 exons. The record is from RefSeq and is a predicted model, not a curated record. Gene Ontology annotation, biological process: protein deubiquitination. The coding region runs from base 210 to 2957 and encodes 915 amino acids. NCBI's taxonomy places the organism in Eukaryota, Metazoa, Chordata, Actinopteri, Cichliformes, Cichlidae. Gene Ontology annotation, molecular function: zinc ion binding; cysteine-type deubiquitinase activity.
UUUUCUUUAAACCGGAAAAGAGGCGGGGACAGCAGUAACGUUAGCAACCACGCUGAGCGACAGGGACGGUUAUCGUUAAUGUGAAGAAAGGACUGCACUCUAAUAUGUUUCUCUAAGUACAGACUGAGUUUAUGUUGCAGACCGGGAGUACCAUCCGAUCCAACUGAGAAGCGGCGUCCCUUGGUACCGAGCAGACCAGUGGGUGAGCAAUGCCGCCGGUGUCCAGCUGUGACUGCCCCCACCUGGACUGCGUGGGUGAGAUCACCAAGGAAGAACUUAUUAAAAAAUCUCAUGGCCAGUGCCAAGACUGUAAAGUUGGUGGACCAAAUUUGUGGGCCUGUUUGGAGAAUGGAUGCGCCUACGUGGGUUGUGGAGAAUCUCACGCUGACCACAGCACUGUUCACUCGCAGGACACGAGACACAACCUCACGGUGAACCUGACCACGCUUCGUGUGUGGUGCUACGCCUGUGGCAAGGAAGUUUUCCUGGAGCGUAAACUAGGUCCUCACUCACCCCACGGCAACAGCAAACCCCUCCCCUUGCCGCAGAACGUGGGUCAGGAUGGCAACAAGGCCCCUGGGAGUCCUACCUCCCUGAGAGUGCCCUCUAAUGGUGGCUGUGAAGACAUAGACAUGGAGACGGAAGAGGAAGACGAAAUACGUGCCAGAGGCCUGACAGGACUGAAGAAUAUAGGCAACACCUGCUACAUGAACGCUGCCCUCCAGGCCCUGUCCAACUGCCCACCCCUGACACAGUUUUUUCUAGAAUGUGGUGGCCUGGUGAGGACAGACAAGAAGCCCGCUCUCUGCAAAAGCUACCAGAAGCUGGUGUCAGACCUGUGGCACAAGAACAGACCUUCCUAUGUGGUCCCAACCAACUUGUUCCAGGGGAUCAAAGCCAUAAACCCCAUGUUUAGAGGAUACGCUCAGCAGGAUUCCCAGGAGUUUCUGCGCUGCUUAAUGGAUCAGCUUCAUGAAGAGCUGAAGGAACAGCUACCCGAGCCCUGCGACCAGUCCCACGGCAUCGCAAUGGACGACAGUCCCGAGGAGGACAACCAUAGCCAGUCGGACAACGACUUCCAGUCAUGCGAGUCCUGCGGUAGCAGCGAGAGGGCCGAAAAUGAAGUGCAGGGUGGGAAUGCGUUGAUAGAUGACACCAACGAAGCAGAGAUGCUGAUUCCCGAGCAAGAUGAGAUUCAGGCCAAUAGGGAGUGGCAGAAGGAGAAGAACAUGAUUAAUGACCUGUAUCGCUCCGGGACUAAUGGCAUUACGGGUGGAAGCACUGGAGUGGACAUCGACAAAGAUGUUGAUACCACUACAGAGACCACGCCUAUUAUUAGCAGCCAGGGAGCCAUCAAGGUUCAAGGCAGAGCGUCAGAUUGCUUUCCAGAUAUCCAAAUGUCAAACACCACAAGACCACAAAGUCCAGUCCCCAUGGAGGGGCACAUUCCCAAAAUGUCCAGCAGUCCACCCAAAGCUGCCUCUGGCUGGCCCAGUCUGAACCCGGCACACAAGAAAGCAGUGACCACAUUCUCUCCGCCAAAGAACAAGCGCCAGAAGAAAUAUCGCAGCAUCAUCUCAGACGUGUUCGACGGAACCAUUGUCAGCUCAGUACAGUGCCUCACCUGUGAUCGGGUGUCUGUGACCCUGGAGAACUUCCAGGAUAUCUCGUUGCCCAUUCCAGGGAAGGAAGACCUAGCCAAGCUCCACUCAUCCACCCACCAAACCUCCCUGGUAAAAGCUGGCUCCUGUGGGGAAGCUUAUGCACCACAGGGGUGGAUAGCAUUUGUCAUGGAGUACAUCAAGAGUUGGUUCUGGGGUCCAGUGGUUACACUACAAGACUGCCUUGCAGCUUUCUUUGCCAGAGAUGAGCUAAAGGGAGAUAAUAUGUACAGUUGUGAAAAAUGCAAGAAAUUACGAAAUGGAGUCAAAUUUUGUAAAAUGCAAAGUUUGCCAGAGAUCCUGUGUAUUCACUUGAAGCGCUUUAGACACGAACUGAUGUUCUCCACCAAGAUAAGCACCCAUGUGUCAUUCCCCCUCGAGGGCCUGGACUUGCAGCCUUUCUUGGCCAAAGACAGCUCCGCCCAGACCACCAGCUACGACCUGCUGUCAGUCAUCUGUCAUCACGGCACUGCCAGCAAUGGCCACUACAUAGCCUAUUGCAGGAAUGAUGUGAACAAUCUGUGGUAUGAAUUUGACGACCAAAGUGUGACUGAGGUGUCUGAAGCCUGUGUCCAGAAUGCUGAAGCUUACGUGCUCUUUUAUAAAAAGAGCAAUGAGGAUGCAGUGAAAGAACGUAGGAGGGUGUCGGGCUUAUUCAACAUGAUGGAGCCCAGCCUUCUGCAGUUCUACAUCUCCCGCCAGUGGCUUAACAAGUUCAAGACGUUCGCCGAGCCAGGGCCCAUUUCCAAUGAUGACUUCCUGUGUUUGCAUGGAGGUGUGCCGCCCAACAAAGCCACAUUCAUCGAUGACCUGGUAGUGAUGCUGCCACAGAACGUGUGGGAUCACCUUUACAGCAGGUACGGAGGGGGACCGGCUGUCAACCACCUGUAUGUCUGCCACACGUGCCAGACUGAGAUAGAAAAGCUGGAGAAAAGGCGUAAGCAAGAGCUGGACAUGUUUGUCAGGCUGAACAAGGCGUUCCAGGAGGAGGAGUCUCCAGUGGUCAUAUACUGCAUCAGCAUGCAGUGGUUUCGUGAGUGGGAGGGCUUUGUCAAAGGAAAAGACAAUGACCCACCGGGACCUAUCGACAAUUCAAAGAUAACAGUAAACAAGAACGGCCAUUUAACACUCAAACAAGGAGCAGAUUCAGGACAGAUCUCUGAGGAAACGUGGAACUUCCUCCACUCCAUCUACGGUGGUGGUCCGCUGCUGACGGUUCGACCGAACAUCAGCCACCAGGAAGUAGAGUCGUCGCAAUCAGAGGAGAAGAUCGAGGUGGAGACUCGCUCCGUUUAAUCAAGCACUUGACAAUACACCACAACAACAUCGAAAACGUUUAAGAAAUGGAAAGCCUUUUAUUUUGCACUUGACUUUUUGUUUCAAAAGCAUCCAAGCAAAGGACCUCAUCUUUACUCCUGCGUGACAGCCUUUGACAGAGGGAAUGAACUGAAAAGGGUCGUCAUGUUGUACAAAUCUGUAUAAAAAGCUCUUAAAUUUCUAUUAGCACUGUAGUACUCAUGUUUCAGGUUUUCAGAACCAAGCAUUUAAAAUAUGUGCAGCUAAAAGAAAUUCCACUGAAUGCCAUAUUGGUUUUUUUUUUUUUUUUUCUUCUUUGACCAAAUGAGCACAUAUUCUAUGUCCAUGUGUCUUGUGUUGCCGAUACUGAUGAAUCACAAUACAUCUUGCUGUAGAUAUAUCACAUAUUUUUUAUUUCCUGUUGUAUUAUUCACUAAAUGACAAGGAAAGCAAAAUGUGACACUUGGGCUAUGAAGGGACUAAUUGCUGACUAGUCUCAGGAAUGAAUUUUGUGUUUUGCACUGUUCUGUAGAAGUACAAAUUGGCAUGCUCACACAGAUGUCUGGUUUGUAUUUGAAUGUACCAGUACUAAUAGUAUGUUGGUCAAGACUCAGCACUUGGUUAUUUAUAACAGAAGGGAGUGAUUUAACAUGAUGUCAAUAGAUUAUUAUUAUCGUUUUUUUUUUUUUUUUUGAAACGUGGCAGGCAGACUUUUUAAGAAUGCAUGCUCCGAACAUUAAAAUCCUAGUUGAACAUCACAUGUAAGUGCAUGUAAAUGCAAAGCUGCUCAUGAUAUGUGCACGCAAAUCCAGAUCGGUCUUCACUAAAACUGUACAGCUGCAGAAAGCACAUUGUAGUAAUGUAAUCAGCAUCAUAAUGAGCAAUCUGAUUCAUUAAAGGCAUUAUUUUUGUGUAUGGGCAUAGUGUUGCUUAAAUGUGUUGGCUGAUUAGGGAGUCAACAAAAUGCUGUACUCUAAGUUUUUGCAUAUGAGUAAGAUCUAUUCUGAUUUUUGCUGGCUGACACUAUUAAAACUUGAUGAAAACAUGUUGAA